UUCUGAAUGAUGCAAAAGUUAACGGGUGUAUGGUAAUCACAUCUCGCACAUUUACAUAAUUUUACAUUUUUCAAACACACGAAGCCUUGAAGACUGUAACCUUACACAACAUUCUUCGAUCUUCGAUCCAUCCGUAAACAAGAAAUACCCGCGAUAUGGUAUUACGGUGUUCUAGCGAAGAAUGUUUCGUGUAAUGUCAUUACAAUACCGGUGUAUGCAUCAGAUUGCUCUUUGAGAUAAAUGCAACGUAAGUUAAUUGAAGUGAGCGUGUAGUUGGUGAUGUCGAAGAUGGACCGAUUUCCACCAGGCAGUGACGAAAACUCAGGCUUUCGUUCGCUAAGACAUGUAGAGGAGCAAAUGCAUGUUGUCGCGCCAUCGCCUCAUCACACUAGGUCGAAUAAUAGCGACAGCCAUCACUAUACGAACCCCCACCACUACGAAAACAACAUUCACGAUCUGCACGAUUCUUCCUUCCACCAUUACAAUGAUAUUCCCAGUGAUAACGGAUAUCUGAAAACAGUAUCUGCAAGGGUUGAUGGAGAUUUUGAUUAUUAUUUCAACGAAAGCCCUGCAGCGCAAAAAGAUCGGAAAAAAUCAGCAAGGAGGCAGAUGAAUAAUUUGCCAGUCAAAAACGAUGGCGCAGGUGGGUCCAUAAACUAUUGCACGGUGUGCCUCUGGUUCAUAGCGAUAGGAUUUGGAUUAUAUUUUAUACCGAAGUUCCUAUGGAGGUGAAAUGUAAAAGCAUAUCGGACGCUUUUGUUCCAUUUAUCGAAUAUAUCAAUAUUUUGUGGUUUCGCUCAAAAAUAUUGCCAUGAUCAGUGUACAUGUGUAUGAAAUAUUGUACUUUUAUAAAAGUAAAUGUCAAAGAAUAAAGGUUUU
Molecule: messenger RNA, 879 nt
Organism: Acanthoscelides obtectus
Lineage: Eukaryota; Metazoa; Arthropoda; Insecta; Coleoptera; Chrysomelidae
Source: the annotation of a GenBank genome assembly